AAUUCGUCGUUGAAGCCACAUAUUCAAAACAGUUUAUACCAUCAAACAUUUUAUAUAGACUGAUUCUAUGUCUCAUAAACUCUCUAAGCACUGUGAAUUGAAGCUACCAAACUACGUGGAGUUUGCAAGCGACUAACACGUGGGUCAAAUGGCAUAUUUUUCUGAUAUUUAAUAAGGAGCCUUAUCAACAUUAUGAUGAACCGGGAGAAGUGGGUUAACCUCAGUCCUUCAGAAUUUUCUCAGCUUCAGAAAUAUGCAGAAUACUCCACCAAGAAAAUUAAGGAUGUUCUGGAAGAAUUCCAUGGUAAUGGUGUGCUAGCAAAAUAUAAUCCUGAAGGGAAACAAGACAUUCUUAAUCAAACAAUUGAUUUAGAAGGAUUCAGGCUGUUCAUGAAGACCUUUCUGGAAGCCGAGCUGCCCGAUGAUUUCAGUGAACAUCUCUUUACGUCAUUCAGCAACAAAAUCUCCCAUUGUAUUCCCUUAGUUAAAAGCAAGCCCCAACUCCUACCAGGAGGUUUGAGAAUUAAUAAAGGUAACACUACAUCACGACCUGCUGCUCCUGCCAAUUUACAUGUACCAGAUGUAAUCCAGUUGAAAGACAUUGUUUGCUAUUUGUCUCUGCUUGAAAGAGGAAGACCUGAAGACAAACUAGAAUUUAUGUUUCGCUUGUAUGACACAGAUGGAAAUGGGUACUUGGACAGUUCGGAACUAGAAAAUAUCAUCACUCAAAUGAUGCAUGUUGCAGAAUACCUUGAAUGGGAUGUCACUGAACUCAGUCCAAUCCUUCAUGAAAUGAUGGAAGAAAUUGAUUAUGACCAUGAUGGCACAGUAUCUCUGGAGGAAUGGAUCCAGGGCGGAAUGACGACAAUCCCACUCCUGGUGCUCCUUGGAUUAGAGAAUAAUGUGAAGGAUGAUGGGCAGCAUGUAUGGAGACUGAAACACUUUAACAAGCCUGCCUACUGUAAUCUUUGCUUGAACAUGUUAAUAGGAGUAGGCAAGCAGGGUCUCUGCUGUUCCUUUUGCAAGUACACAGUCCAUGAACGCUGCGUCUCAAGAGCACCUGCCUCUUGUAUCAAAACAUAUGUGAAGUCCAAAAAGAACACUGAUGUAAUGCACCACUACUGGGUAGAAGGAAACUGUCCAACAAAAUGUGAUAAGUGUCACAAAAAUAUAAAAUGUUACCAAGGCCUGACUGGACUUCAUUGUGUUUGGUGUCAGAUCACACUCCAUAAUAAAUGUGCUUCACAUCUAAAGCCUGAAUGUGACUGUGGCCCUUUGAAGGACCAUAUUUUACCACCUACAACAAUCUGCCCAAUAGUAUUGACUCUACCUACUUUAGGAGUUUCACUCCCUGAGGAAAGACAAGCAACUGUGAAAAAAGAAAAGAGUUGCCCCCAGCAAAUGAACAAAUUGGGAGAACGGACUAAGAUGCAAAGAGCAAAUUCUGUCACUGUAGAUGGACAAGGACUUCAGAUCACUCCGGUUCCAGGAACUCAUCCGCUUUUAGUUUUUGUCAACCCUAAAAGUGGGGGGAAACAAGGAGAAAGAAUUUACAGAAAAUUUCAGUACCUUUUAAAUCCUCGUCAAGUUUACAGUCUUGCUGGAAAUGGACCAAUGCCAGGGUUAAAUUUUUUCCGAGAUGUUCCUGACUUCCGGGUACUGGCAUGUGGUGGAGAUGGAACAGUGGGUUGGAUUUUGGAUUGCAUAGAGAAGGCAAAUUUGCUUAAACAUCCUCCAGUUGCUAUUUUGCCUCUUGGGACUGGCAAUGAUUUAGCAAGGUGUCUGAGAUGGGGAGGAGGAUAUGAAGGUGAGAAUCUGAUGAAGAUCUUGAAAGACAUUGAGAACAGCACAGAGAUCUUGCUGGACAGAUGGAAAUUUGAAGUCAUACCCAACGAUAAAGAUGAGAAAGGAGAUCCAGUGCCUUAUAGUAUCAUCAAUAAUUACUUUUCUAUUGGCGUGGAUGCUUCAAUUGCCCACAGAUUCCACAUCAUGCGAGAAAAACAUCCAGAGAAGUUCAACAGUAGAAUGAAGAACAAAUUUUGGUAUUUUGAGUUUGGCACUUCUGAAACUUUCUCAGCCACCUGCAAGAAGCUGCACGAAUCUGUAGAAAUAGAAUGUGAUGGAAUUCAGCUAGACUUAAUCAAUAUUUCUCUGGAAGGAAUUGCCAUUCUGAACAUUCCAAGCAUGCACGGUGGAUCAAAUCUUUGGGGAGAGACCAAGAAAAGACGUAGCCAUCGUCGAACUGAAAAGAAGAGGUUGGAUAAAAGAAGCACUGUCACAGAUGCCAAGGAAUUGAAGGUUGCAUGUCAAGAUCUGAGUGAUCAGCUGAUGGAAGUGGUUGGUCUGGAAGGAGCCAUGGAGAUGGGUCAGAUAUACACAGGACUGAAAAGUGCUGGUAGGCGGCUUGCACAGUGCUCAUCUGUUGUCAUCAGAACCAGCAAGUCGCUGCCCAUGCAGAUUGAUGGAGAACCAUGGAUGCAGACCCCUUGUACAAUAAAAAUUACCCACAAGAAUCAAGCCCCAAUACUGGUGGGACCUCCUCCAAAAACCGGUCUAUUCUCCUCCAUUAUCAGAAGAACAAGGAACCACAGCAAGGAAUAAGCCUCUGUAGUUUAGUUCUUAGAAAACAAAUUAGCAGCGCUGGCUUUGGAAUAUUUAUGCCAGAAAUCUUUCAAAAGUUUUAGAAUAUCCUCUACUCACAGAAUUCUGGAAUUUGGCAUAACGGUUUCUGUGACUGAGCUAAUGUAAAAUUAUGCUGUUAGAAAAAUUUAUUGUCACUUUUUUUUAGGCAUUUUGCAUGAGGAAAGCAGAUGUUUAUAUACAGUGAUAUGGCAUCUUUUUGUUGCAUGCAUUACCAUUUACUGAUUUAUGGGAUAAUUCUGCCAUGGAACAUGAGGAGAGAAUGCUCUGGGUAAUUUGAUUUAUUUGGUAAGAUUUUAUUUGUAGUUAAUUCUAAUGCAGUGAUCAUAAUCCAAAGAUUCUGUAGUUGCCCUCUUGAACCCAAGCAUCUUCAGAUCAACAAUUGAUUUGACGUGUAUCACAUAACAGCUUGGAAGUUCACAGGUCCCAUUAACUUGGCCUUUUACAUUUAACAUUUCUUGCCACUCUAAUGAAUAUUUUUCCUCAGCAAUUUAACCCCACUGAGCAGUAUUAAAAUCCUUUUUCUGUGCUAAAAUACCUUUAAUCUUUCAAACACUGAUCCAUGUGAGUAACUUUACACACACACAAAGUCCCGUUGGAUCACUGGUACUAUUCACAUGCAGAUAACUACGCACAUGUGCAAGUUUUUGCAAGAUGGGAAGUCAAUGCAGGUUUGCCUGAGUGAGGACUACAGGGCUAAAGGUUAAAGGACAGCGAAUAAAGGUAAUGCUACUUGCAAAACUAGUCAGCAGAGUUGUUUGUUGAAACAUUAAAACAUUUUACUCAACAGUAAAUCUUUGUAAUAUGCCAAACUUUAAAUCAUCUUGCAUAUUGGCCAAUAGUGCAGUAUGUGCAGUAGUGCACACAAAUAACCAAACCACAUGCCUAAUAAACUGCAUUUCCCACCAAAGAUUUAGUGAAGGAGGCUUCAGAGAAAUGGGUUAAUGCAUAAUUAAUCAUGCACACUGGAGCAGACUUACUUCUGAAAAUGUACAGUUCUUUGAUUACCUUGGCAAUGUCCAAACUAAUGCUGGAAUAGGAAAAACGGUCUAUUAAUUACAAUUUACAUGCUCACCUUUCAUUUGUUUCAUACAUUAAUAGACUGACACAUAAACUUGCUACUUCACAAUUAAAACCAUUUCUAAUUUUGUUGUUAUUUAUAAAUUUGCAACAUCCCUCAUUUUGUCACGCUUUAAAUUAGUCUUCUUAAGGAAAGGACAUGCUCUUAUCAGUUCCCUUUCUAUUCAUUGCUACCUGAAAUCAAAACAAUCCCUAUUAUAAUAAUUUGGGAGGCAAUUGUUUAGGUCUUCAUUUUCUCAGCCCCCUGAGAGACUUCUUAACAGCCUGGAAAUCGCAGCACAGGUCUUAUUGUCUAUGGUUUGCAUGGUACUGUCUGACUGUCUAAUGGUUAGGUCCAAGAAUGGCAACCUUUUUCAGUGUUGCAAUAAAUUUACAAUACGGGUCUGAAGUAAAAUGCUUUUUUAUGCAGUCUUGACGUUGUUCUUCGUACCAAAUAACCUGCACCUCAUCGCUGCAUGUUUUAUGUUCUCAAACAUUCCAUCGGGGGUGUGUGGAGGGAAGGGCAUGGGGGAACUGCUUGAAAUGCAUGAUUUAUUAGUUUCCUCCCACCUUUAUCGAUACAUUAAAGUGCCAAUGAGUUAUCCAAUCUAUUUUUCUAUCGAUUCAUUCAUCCUUAAAAAGCAAAUAGCAUUUAAUCAUUCUGUUGUGCACGGUACUGUGCAUGGAUUUAAGUAAAGCUGCUACCGUUUGGUUCCUUAGUAUGAGUAUUCAGCAUCUCUUUUGUAUAUAAUAGAUACUGAACAAAAAGGCAGUAUAGUGCUGGUGAGGAUUAUGUAUAUGAAAUAUGCUCUCAGUGUUCUGUAAACAUUAAGAGGCAAAGACCAACAUUAAGUUUAGCAUCAAGUAGAAAAAUUAGAUGACAAUUAUUCCUUAAAAUUAAGACAUAAUUCACCAUUGCUGGGUCCAACGAUGUUAACAAUUACAGCAGGAUUUUAACGUCACUUGUUCUUGUAUAUUACAUGCACUCUCUCAUGCACACACAAGAUUCUGAUGCAGUAGUUACUGCAGAUUUCCGUAAUUACAAGGUAAAAAGUAUUUGCAUAAAGAAAGACCUUGCUGGCAUAAUGCGCACAUUGGCUUUCUGAAAUUAUGGUUACAGGUAAUAAAUAUUUGCUCAUGACUUGACAUAGAAUUUUCUACUGUUGCUAUUGAACCUUUUAUGUCAAAACAUGUUUAAUGAUAUCAUUAUAUAAUGUGCCCUCUAUGAUAAUCUCUUGAAUACUUGAUCUCUGAAAAACAAAUAAAAUGGUGCAUAGGCUAUUCUUUAACAAUGUAUGCCAUUAUUAAAGUGUCUAAUAGCCUGAGAAUAGGUAACUGUGAGCUAUACGGUUUUCCAUAAUAGAGGGAUGGAUGGGCUCAUAUAUACACUCCCCACACAUACCUCCAUCAGAACAGCUGAUUUCGCUCAUGGUAUCUGUGCUCAAAAGGCUAACUCAUGAUUGACAUUCUCACUAAUGAAAUAAAUAUAACAAAUCAGUCUCUUCACUGUAUAUGGAUACCUUCACUAUCAGUUUGUCUUUACUAUUAAUCAUAGGGAUAGUUUUUGGAUUUUUAAUGUGGCCUAUUGCUAAUUUAACACUGUGUUGGGAUUUCUGGGGAUUGAAAGAAUAUGAUAGUCUGAAGGCAAGGAUAAAGGCUUGCAGCAAUUGGAAGAUGACCUGAAGGGAAGGCAAAAAACUUUGAUGAAAAAGUAAUGGACAACACUUUUUGUCUAACUAUGAUGUUCACCUCUGAUGUUAUCUAGACGGGUGAUCUGCUAGGCCACUCCAAUACUUGACUCUGGGA
Trachemys scripta elegans is the source of this 5505-nucleotide messenger RNA. It is a transcript of the gene DGKB, whose product is annotated as diacylglycerol kinase beta. NCBI's taxonomy places the organism in Eukaryota, Metazoa, Chordata, Testudines, Emydidae. Gene Ontology annotation, biological process: diacylglycerol metabolic process; intracellular signal transduction; lipid phosphorylation. The transcript has 25 exons. The coding region runs from base 193 to 2601 and encodes 802 amino acids. The record is from RefSeq and is a predicted model, not a curated record. Gene Ontology annotation, molecular function: calcium ion binding; ATP-dependent diacylglycerol kinase activity. Gene Ontology annotation, cellular component: plasma membrane.